Molecule: messenger RNA, 345 nt
Organism: Cloeon dipterum
Lineage: Eukaryota; Metazoa; Arthropoda; Insecta; Ephemeroptera; Baetidae
Product: small ribosomal subunit protein eS10-like
Exons: 3
Coding region: 1-345 (114 amino acids)
Cellular component (GO): cytosolic small ribosomal subunit
Molecular function (GO): RNA binding; structural constituent of ribosome
Source: RefSeq, a predicted model, not a curated record
AUGCAUGAAAUUUACUGCAACUAUUUAAUAUCGUUUUGUAUUUUAGAUUGUUCCUGGAGGCACUACUACUGGUACCUCAACAACGAGGGUAUAAAUUACCUCAGGACUUUCCUCCACCUUCCCCCAGAGAUUGUUCCUGCCACUUUGAAGAGGCAGACUAGGACAGAGGCUGCAAGACCACGUCCCUCUGCACCCAAAAUUAAUGACGGAAGACGAAAGAUCGUGCUGCGUACAGAAAGGGCCGGACCUGGCGCUCCAGACAAGAAGGCAGAAGUUGGCGCUGGAGCUGCCGAGAUCGAUUUCCGCGGAUUUGGACGUGGACGAGAUGAUCCUCCCCCACAGUAA